AUGCGUCUCGAAUGUCGAUUUGCCAAACAACCCGACGUCGCAUCCGCAUACUUGGCCUUUAUGCGCGAGUACAUCGACCUCGGCCAUAUGGAGGUGGUUCCGGAGAGCGAGGCAACAAACCAGGCUUAUUAUGUGCCACAUCAGCCCGUUUUUAAAAGGGAUAGUGGCAAAAUUCAAGUCGUUUUUAACGGCUCUCAGAAAGACGCGGUGGGCGUCUCACUUAAUUCCAGGCUCCAUGCUGGUCCUAAGUUGCAGGAGGAUCUGUUGGUCGUGCUGUUGAGAUGGUGCUUCUUCCGGUGUGCAUUCAUCUGCAAUGUGAUAAAAAUGUUUUGCCAGAUGUUAAUACACCGGCAGGAUUUGGACUAG
This is a messenger RNA of Solenopsis invicta (red fire ant), 366 nucleotides long. RefSeq lists its product as uncharacterized. The record is from RefSeq and is a predicted model, not a curated record. Bases 1 to 366 code for a protein of 121 amino acids. NCBI's taxonomy places the organism in Eukaryota, Metazoa, Arthropoda, Insecta, Hymenoptera, Formicidae. The transcript has a single exon.